This is a messenger RNA of Cladocopium goreaui, 5676 nucleotides long. The record is from the annotation of a GenBank genome assembly. Lineage: Eukaryota; Dinophyceae; Suessiales; Symbiodiniaceae.
AUGGCGACAGCUUGGCGAAGUUGUGUCGCGGUGCUAUCGCUGCGCGGACCAAGCAGGCAGUUAUCACAACCAGAGGCCCGUCUCACCACAAGGAGCAACCACGCUCCAGCCAUUACCCCCUCGGUCACGAUGCGGUGGCUGGGGGGAGAAAACGACCGUGAAGCCUGGUUUAAAUUUGGCUUCAAGGAAGGACAGCUCUUGGAAUGUGCUGUCAGGGAUGACGCAGGUCAUACCCAAGGCACGAUAGUGGUGAAGGUGCUGGAGAAGAAGGCCACAGGUCCGGCAGGACACUUCGUGGACUGUCAGUAUCUGUGCGCCUCUGACUCCCACUAUAGUUGGUGGGCUACUGAAGGACCAGGGCAUUCCCUGAGAAAGAAGGCGACCUACCACUUCUGCGACGGCAAUUCCCACGAGUGCCAAGAGAAGUUAGGGAGGCAGAAGUUGAUCCAUGUGGAGACCUUUCGUCUUCUGACUGAUGAGGUCAAUCAGAGCAAGUCGCCUACCUGGCUUUUCACCAGGCCAUGCUUUGCCAUCAUGGAACCCCACCUGAAAGGUCUCACCAAGCCAGUAACGCCAGGUGAGGGACAUGGUUUACCCUGGGUUGGCCAGGAGGAGAAAGCCUCAUCUGAUGGUUCAGACUCCUCAGAGGAUGAAGGUCGUGAGGACAUGCGCAAACAGAUCAGUAGAUUGAAGAAGGAGCUAGCAGCAGCUGAGGAGAACUCUCAGAAGAAGGGAGACAAGCGCAAGAGGCCUGCAUCAGGCGACAAAAAGAAGAAGAAGAAGGAUAAAAAGAGACGCAGUGAGGGGUCUCCUGAACGUGGGGACGAGAAAAAGAAGGCCAAGAAAAAGAAGAGGCGUGAUGACUCUGGACCUGGCUCAGCCAGAGGGAAGAGGAAGGCUGAUCGCAGUCGGAAGAGGAGUCGCAGUCGCAAGAGGCGGCGUUCAAGUUCAGCUGACUCCCCAAAAAGGGGAAGACUGUUUGGAGGUGGCAAGUCCAGCAGCGAGGACUCCAGCUCACCUGGACGCAAGGGUGACAGGGGACCUUUUGGUGCUGCUGAAAAGGAGCGCUUUGAUGACAGAAGGCACGAAGACUCGUCGGAUGAAGGGUCAGUUUUUCGAGAGGCCUCCACCCAGGGAGCGGCGACGAACCAGUUGAAGCUGACCGAGUACAGCCAGAGGUACCCGGGUCGACUGGCCGCCAGGUUGCUUCUUCGGAUGCAACGAGAGUCGUCGUUGUCCUCGGUGGGGGCCACUCUAGGAAAGAAGAGUACGCCCGCAGCUGCUCUGCAUUACUUGCAGACAAUGAUGCUGCCAACUCUGGGGCAGAAGGUGAACGUGAGAGCGGGGCGCGAACUGCGCACGUUGUGCACGGUGUUGGACUUGAUGGCACAAGAAAAGAUGCCUCAAGCGGCAGAUAUCGUAGCCCAACGGGUAAAAGCCCUAGAAAGAGCCUGCAGCGAAGGCCUUUGGGGAGCAGCUCAAUUCUUGGAGCUCAUCGGGGGGGAGCAACAGGGUCUCCUCGAUCGAGCAGAGCAGUAUUACUUGAGCAAGGAGUUCCUGCUGGAGCAGAAGCUGAAAGGGUUGGAACGGAACAAUCCCCGGCAAGGGAAGGGCGAUCAGAAGGGCCUCAAGGGAAGAGGAGGCAAAGGAGAUCGCGAGAAAGGACCGGAGAAUUCCGUGAUUGAUGUUGAGGAGGCACGCAGAACAUGGCGUGGCACUUGGGGGAAAUUUAUGGAAAUGGAGAGACCGGCCUUGGAAGUACUGUCAGUUUUAUUUCAGAGACUGCACAUGCUGGAGAGUCCCUUGGGAAAACUUGCAAAAACCUUUAAGCAGAAGGACAUGCCUCCCAGGGCAGAUUGCCCUAAGACCCGUGGAGAUGAUCUCCUUCCCAUGGACCUCACAGCAGUGCAAGAGUACCUGACUGAUCUUCCGGUUGAUGAGGUCGAGGCCAUCAUGUUGGUAGUGCUAGGGCUGAACUACAUGUGGCUCGGAGGGCGCGAUAGUGAGCGCUAUCGGCCUGAGAGGGACCGCCUUACCAAAGCUCAGCGGCAGGCGGUGAGUCACCUGGCCGAAAGAGUCAGAGAUCUGGGCAGUGUGGACAAGAGAUGCCCUGACCUGUUGACUGGGCGGUCCCAGCUGGUUGAGGCCAAAUUUGACUAUGGGGGUGAGCCCAUCAUGUCAUUGGAAGAACUCAAGGCUGAACAAGUGAUCCCAGUAUGGCCGGCAAUUGGAGAAGCCGCCGUUCAGCAUGUCACAUCUUACCUCCCAGAUGAUCUGAGGGAGAGAAUAGAGAACCCUGAAAGCUGCCUGCUUCCAAAGGAGGACUGGCCACGCAGACCCCCAAAGAGCCUAGUCAGGGCUACGCAGGAGGAGUGGAAUGUCAUAGUCAAGGCAGCGGCAGCAAGGGGUCUUAUGGUUCCGGUUGAGGAGCAGGAUGUAUUCCGCGACCACAACGGGAUCAUGGUGCUCAAUGGGGCCGCCGGAGUCAAGAAGUUGAAAAAGAUUGGGGGUGAGAUGCGCUCAAUGCAGCGGUUCAUCUCAAACUUCAUUCCCAUCAACUCCUACCAGAAGCACCUCGAAGGCGGGGACAAGCACCUGCCUUACCUGGGGCAGCUGACGCUCUUGAACCAGGACGAAGAUGAUGUUUGGGUGGUGGACUCAGAAGAUUUUGUCUCCUGCUUCAACUUGUGGAAGCUGCCGGAGAGGUGGUUUGGGUACACCUGUUUCGGAAAGACAGUUGACGCCAAACUCUUUGGCGGAGUACCUGGCAAGCAGGUUUACCCUGCCAUGGCCGUUGUGCCAAUGGGUUGGAUCAAUGCUGUGUCAGUGAUCCAGGCAGUGGUUCGGACCUUGGUGUUCUCGGAAUCAGAGAUACCUGAGGAAUCUGAGAUUUCGAAGUUGAAGCGCCUCCCAGAAACAGAUGACCUGUCGGUUAUCUAUCUGGACUCCUAUGACGAGUUGAGGCGUCUUGACCGGCAGUGCGCCGAGGUCCUCCAAGGAGUCGCAUCACCGCGGCACAAGAGAUUCCUGAAGGUUUGCCAAGAAAAAGGGCUACCUCUUAAUGAGGGCAAACGUCUGGUAGCAGCAACGAAAGGGACCCUCCAAGGAGGAGAAUUGCAAGGAAAAGAGGGCUGGUACAAGCUCGCGGGCGACAAGCAGAUCAAUUUGGUUGGCCUGGGGAGCUGCCUGCUCGGGUUGCCAGAAUGGAGAGAGUUUGAUGUUCGUCACUUCUUUGGGAAGGCCAAGAAGGCGCUAUGUCCUACUCCAGGCGCCAUGGACGAGGUCAUCAUGACGAUGGCAUUCACUGCGCUGAUGGGAACGUCCCUGAAGAGCGAACUGGAGAAGUUCAUCUACUGUUCAGAUGCUUCACCCUCCGGAGGAGGAGUUGCAGUGUCCAGCCAAUUCAUGGAGGAACCCUGGACCGAAAGACACGAAGGAAAGGAAUGUUGGGUGUGCCAGGGACCCUUUGAUCCCGGGUUUGAAUUUGCAUGCCCAGCACUAUGCCAGGUUGCGCUGUGUUCACUUCAGUGCCUCAUGGACCACCGCAACGGGCGGUGCCCUCCCGCCAGGGUUUGCAAGAGGCGGCACCUGGAAUUACCUCGCUUUGGCGAGAGGUUUGCGGGCAAGCAAGCUCGCCUCACAGAAGCAGUGGCCAUGGCGGGAACGAUCGAUGUCCAGGAGCCCUAUGACUGGCAUUGGGGCCAUGAUUUCUUUACCCAGGAAGGGAAAGACCGCCUGGAGGAAUUGAUGACGGACCCGCUGCUGGCCGCGGAGCAUUGGGCCCCUUGCUGCAAACUUUUCAGCAAGGCCAGAGGGAGACCCAUUAGACUGGAGGAUGGGACGGUGAUCCCAGGACCACAACCGGUGAGAGAUCAUCGGCAUCUGAUGGGAUUCAACCAUGUGCCGGUUGGCAUGAAGGUGCGUCUCAGACACUCAAACCAGAUGGCCUUGAAAAGCCUAAAGGCCUUGGAGGACGCACCACGCUCAACCCUCUAUGAAAGUCUUGAGCAUCCUCACGGGAGUUGGCUGUGGGAAUUUACGCUCGCAAAGAAGUUGCUCGAAGCAGGUUUUCUGCAGUCCACGGGCUCCCACUGUUGCUUCGGAGGCCCAAGAGAGAAAUGGUUUGAGUUCCGAAACAAUAUCCCAGGGGUCCAUCGGCACAUCAAUCGGUCCUGCCCAGGGCAUGAGGGUUUGAAGCCGUACAAGGUGACCAGAGACGAGGAUGGAUACCUGGUGUAUGACACGGCAGAGGAAGAGCAAUACCCUUGGGCCUUGUGCAGGGCAUAUGCAAAGGGUCUCAAAGAACAGCUGAUGGAAGAUGGCCAUUUUGGCCGAGUGUUUCACAAGCACCGAGUUCGGUGGUAUGCUGAGGAGCUGAAGCAGAGUACUGAAAGGCUUGGAGAACCGCUGGUUAAUCUUGCGGCUGCCGAAGAGUUGGCCCGGUGGGAAAGCAGCUUGAAACAGGGGGAAGAGGAACUGCACCUCCGCAAGCUGUUGACAAUGGCCUCUUACCGCGGCACUGACAUCCGCGCGUAUGUGACUGUGGAAGAUGAGGAUGCUACCCGGCAUGAAAUCCCUUACCCGGCCUUGUGCUGGAGAUGGAAAACGUUGAUGGCGUUUGCAUGGGAUCGCGAGGCUCACAUUAACGAAUUGGAGCUCGCCACUGUGGUAGCCCUCAUCAAGCAUCGAGGACGUAGCAGUGCCCAUUUCCGCCGGCGCUGGAUGCUUAUCGUGGAUUCCAUGGUCACGCGAGGAGAUUUGAAAGGUAAAAAGAGUCUGCGCUACGCAGGGCUGCAUGCUUCCACGCUGAGAGCUUAUCAGAGAGCACUGAAAGGCUUCCUAUCCUAUGCCAACAAAUCUUCGGUCAAACUUUUUCGCUCCUCUCAAUUGGAUGAAUGUGUCAGUGCCUACUUGGACCACUGCUUCCAGGAAGGCGAACCUUUGAGCUAUGCAGGGCAUUUGCUGUCAGCCCUCAAGCGAUUUCACCCUUAUCUCAAAUUCAAGUUGCCCGAGUCUUCACAAUUCUAUAAGAAUUGGACCAAGACUUAUCACCCCACGAGGGCCAUACCGGCCUCCUGGGAGUUAACUGAGGCGUUGAUGGGCUACGCCGUAUGUCACCAUCAGGAAGAACUGGGGUUGCUCAUUGGUCUCGGUUUCAUUGGGAUGCUGCGCACAGCAGAAAUGCUAGCUCUGACGUUCCAGCAUCUCGUAAUCCACCGAGACCAUCACUCCGUGAGCAUGGUUAUCCCCACUUCCAAGACAUCGUCGGGUAACCCGCAAGUUAUCCAGGUUUCGGACCACCAAAUGGUGAGAAUGAUUCUUCGCUUGCGUGGCAAGCAUCACAAGCGCCUCCUCUGGGCGAAGUCUAAUCAGGCAUUCCGCAACGCCUUUGAUCAGCUGGUGAUGGGACUUGGCUUUCAUAGCCGAACCUAUGUCCCUUAUGCUUUGCGCCGGGGAGGUGCCACUUAUCAUUUUCAAACAUUUCGAAAUCUGGACCUCACUGUCCAACAGGGACGGUGGGCGUGCCCCAAGACUGCCCGCCAGUAUCUUGACAGCGGUACCUGUCAGCUGGCACACGUGCAUUGGUCACGUACGCAAGCUAAGCGUGUCCUUAAGUACAGACUUAAGGGACGUGAUUGGCGGCUGCGCCAGAAAAAUGGGAAACUGGAGUACUGA